AUGGUUAUCAUAAAUGGUCGAGGUGAAUUCACUGCUGAUGAAGUGCGUGCAUAUCGACAGCAAAUCUAUCAGAAGGUUGAAAAUUUGCAGAAUAUAAUAACGGCAAUGAGAGUACUUUUGGAUGCACGCCAAAAGCUGGGAUAUGCUUGGAAAAAUCCUGAGAGGCAAAGGAAUGUUGAUGCUAUUAUGAGGUUUACAGCAUCAGAUAUGAUGCGUGGUAUUGAUCAGUCUACGUUUGCUGAAAUGGCCCCAUUAAUACGAGAUUUUUGGGAGGAUGCAUCAAUCAAGCAAACAUAUGAACAGCGCAAUCUUUUUCAGAUUUCUGAUUCUUGUAUGUACUUUUUCGAUCAUAUCAAUCGAGUAGCAAUGCCAGAUUAUUGUCCAACUAAUCGGGACAUAUUAUUCUGCCGAAAAGCUACACGAGGAAUAACUGAACAUGUUUUUGAAAUACAGCGAGUUUCAUUUAGAUUUAUUGAUGUUGGUGGACAACGAUCACAGCGACAGAAAUGGUUUCAAUGCUUUGAGGGUAUUACAAGUAUACUAUUUAUGGUUGCUUCAUGCGAAUAUGAUCAAGUAAUUCUUGAAGAUCGAAGGACGAAUCGUGUUGCUGAAUCGCGAUCUGUUUUUGAAACAAUUGUUAAUAAUAAAUCAUUCGCAAAUGUUUCCAUAAUAUUGUUUAUGAAUAAGAGUGAUCUGCUUGAAGAGAAGGUUUCAAAAUCAGAUAUUCGACAGUACUUUGCUGAUUUCACCGGCGAUCACAAUAAUUUGCGUGACGUUCAAUUCUUUUUGGUGGAUAAAUUUGAGAAUUGUCGACGUGAUAGACGACGGCCAUUUUUUUAUCAUUUUACAACAGCUGUCGAUACGGAAAAUAUCAGACGUGUAUUUAACGAUUGUCGUGAAACUAUUCUGGAACAAAAUUUGAAAGCAUUAAUGAUGCAAUGA
Messenger RNA from Acanthocheilonema viteae, 942 nucleotides. Lineage: Eukaryota; Metazoa; Nematoda; Chromadorea; Rhabditida; Onchocercidae. The record is from the annotation of a GenBank genome assembly.